GAAGUUAUACUCAAAGAAUUUUUUUAAUUUACGACUGGAUGUGUACAAAUCGUACGCAACUCAUGGCUCAAAAUUCAAAUCUGUUCAUGCAAAAACUGACAGUCCAAAUCUGAUGGGAUUGCGAUUUUUUAAUUUAUUUGUAGUCGGGGUUCCAAAAUCUCGAGUAAUGUUAAGUUAAUUUUCACAAUAUCGAUCGGCAGUCAUCUUUGCGGAAAAUUAAAAAUAUAUUUACUUCAAUUCCGUACUUUACGAAACUUUACAUAGUGACGCGAAUUGUGCCGGCCGGCGUGUUAUGAAAACAUUGUUCACAGUCCAGUCGCAGAACUCCACUCAGUAGAAAAGCCUGGCCAUGGGCCAAAGAGGCAACAAUUCUUUCAAUAAGGAUUUUCUUUCUCAGGGACUCAGGACAAAAUCGGCUAAUUACAAUCGCACAAAGCCAAAGUCAAGGAGCAGUAAAAGCUCGAUGAGUGACAUUAUGGAUACAGCAAGAAGUACUCCAUCCCCAUGCAUCCUAUCACCACAAUCCUACAUCCAAACCUCGCCCCUCGAAUCUCCUCACUCACCAGAUUCUUUCUCUUCAAUUUAUCCCAGAGUAUUAGAAGUUAUCAAUGGAGACCAAUUUCAACGUUGCCGGUCUCGUCUUUACAGUCCAUUUAAUGAAUGUACCUGCACAAUCUCCGCUGAAUGCGAAUAUUGUGCUUCCAGAUUCUUGCAGUUGCAAGUAUUCAACAACCUACUGACACCAGAACGCAUGAGGUCUCUAUCUACAUCAACUGGAACGCAAAGUCCCCCUUUGCAAAGUCGCUCUCCAAGAUUGACAAGGGUCGUUUGUGAUUGUCAUCCUUGUGCUCAGUAUUAUUAUUGUCAAACUUGCUGUAAAACUAUUUGUGGCGGUUGCGAUAUGAGGAACCAUGGUGCUCACGAAUUAGAAAAUCUUGACGAAGCUAUUGAAAAGGUGGAGAUGCAGGCGAAUCUGGUCUACUCUGAAGCCUUGAACAACAUCAAAGCCCUUAACAAAGAAAUGGAUGAUUUAUCGGUUGCAGCAAAUACACUGGAACUGCGAGCAAAACAGGCGACAGAAGAUGUGCUAAAUCUCGUAAAGCUGUUGAGGAUGGGUUUCGACGGAAGGCAACACACGCUCCUGAAUGAAAUUGAAGAGAAGAAAAUUUGCCAAAUGACGAAACUCCAGACGAGAGACCAGGAACUCAGAAAUACCAUCAUGUUCUUGAGGAAUACUACAAACAGACUUUACAGCGCCAUGGAAGCAGCGAAAUCUUCAAUAAAUCCUUUCCCUUUGAUACUGAUGAAAGACAUGGCCAUCUCUGAUAUCUACAAAAUUCAGCAGUUCCGCAGGAACUUGUUACCCAUUGAAAACUGGAUGUCCUUCAACGUGAACAGUGAUGUGGAGCAGUUGACUGAAAAACUGGGUUCAAUCACUCUGGAUAAUCCAGGAUCAAUUGGAGAUCGAAGACCUGUGAAAGGUCGUGGUGAUUGUUCAGGUUCAGUCUCACCAACUGGAGACAAACCUCUAAUUCCCGUUCCUGGAGGAAAUGCCGUUUCAGGCAACAGUUCUCCAGUUAUUGUCUGGACGGAAUGGUACCGACCUCCUAAACACUACACGAGGAUUCUUGGCUUCACUGGUCAUCCAGCUGAUAGUCUCUGCAGACCCUGGGGUGUCGCUUGCGAUAAAUUUGGUCAUGUUAUCGUAUCAGAUAGGUCGAAUCAUAGAAUUCAGAUUUAUGGAGAGGACGGUUCUUUUGUGAGGAGGUUUGGAAAACAAGGCAGGUUGCAGGGCGAGUUUGACAGACCUGCAGGAGUCGCUGUUGAUGCGCAGCGUCGAAUCGUGGUGGCUGAUAAGGAUAAUCAUCGAAUUCAGAUCUUCACAAUGGAAGGAACUUUUCUUCACACUUUUGGUGGAAAAGGUUCCAACCAUGGUCAGUUCAUCUAUCCCUGGGACGUGGCUGUAAAUUCCGAGUGCCAAAUUGUCGUCUCCGACACGAGAAAUAAUAGAGUUCAGAUGUUCAGUCCACAGGGAAUUUUCCUCAAGUCUUUCGGGAGCCUAAGCGACCUGAAAACUCUGGAUCUACCCCGUGGAGUUUGCUUCAAUCCUGAAGGCAAUGUUCUUGUCUCCGAUUUCAACAACCAUCGGAUCAUCGAAAUCGAUUCCGAUUUCGUCUCCUCGAAAGUUGUCGUUCGCCAGAAUGACAAACUCAAGCCAAUCAGCAGACCUCAGGGUAUCGCGGCUGAUGACAAAGGUAACAUUAUCAUUGUUGAUUCGAGAAAUCAUCGGGUUCAGAUUCGCAACAAGGCGGGUUUAUUCAGGCGACACUUGGGAUCCUAUGGAACUUACUACAACCAAAUGGAUCGGCCUGCCGGAGUUGCUUUGACUGCAAGCGGCAGAAUUGUCGUUGUUGAUUUUGGCAAUAAUCGCGUCUUGAUAUUGUAAAUAUUAAACGAUAUCUUCCUAGAGAAAGUUUAUAAAUCGAUAACUCUAUGUUUCAAAAAAAACUCUCUUGGAGUGUACGUCGUAAACUUUAAAAUUGUGUCGUUCGUUUACAUUUUUAAAGAACCACUCGGUUUUUGCAGUUGAUGUCUCUUGUUUUUGUUACACUUUAUACGCGGAAAACAGGUAGUUUUAGCUGUUUUUAAUUAUUUUGAAUUCAUAUUGAAUUCCUUGCAAUUCUUUGUAUUAUUUUGUACUAUUUUUAAUUAUUUUUACUUCCAUGAAAUCUCUUGAAUUUUUCGGAAUUUGCUAAAUUCUCCGAACUUAUUGAAUUUCCUGGAUUCUCGGAACUUAUUGAAUUCCUGCAAUUUUCUGCAUUUCUCCAACUUCAUGAAUUCUUUGGAUUCCCUAAAUGCACUGUGUAGCGUGAAAUCUUUGAAUUCUCUAAGUUUUAUGAAUUCUUUACAUAUUCUGAAUUCUCUCAAUUCUUAAAAAUU
This is a messenger RNA of Belonocnema kinseyi, 2940 nucleotides long. RefSeq names its product E3 ubiquitin-protein ligase TRIM71-like (gene wech). NCBI's taxonomy places the organism in Eukaryota, Metazoa, Arthropoda, Insecta, Hymenoptera, Cynipidae. The transcript is spliced from 7 exons. The coding region runs from base 350 to 2446 and encodes 698 amino acids. Gene Ontology annotation, molecular function: protein binding; ubiquitin protein ligase activity. Gene Ontology annotation, biological process: proteasome-mediated ubiquitin-dependent protein catabolic process; protein polyubiquitination. The record is from RefSeq and is a predicted model, not a curated record.